CAUGGCACCUUGGGCAGUGGCCGCUCCUCAGACAAAGGGCCGUCCUGGUCCAGCCGCUCCCUGGGUGCCCGCUGCCGGAACUCCAUCGCUUCCUGCCCUGAGGAGCAGCCACAUGUGGGAAACUACCGCCUGCUGAGGACCAUCGGGAAGGGCAACUUCGCCAAGGUCAAACUGGCUCGGCACAUCCUCACGGGCCGGGAGGUCGCCAUCAAGAUCAUUGACAAAACCCAGCUGAACCCCAGCAGCCUACAGAAGCUGUUCCGAGAAGUCCGCAUCAUGAAGGGCCUGAACCACCCCAACAUCGUGAAGCUCUUCGAGGUGAUCGAGACCGAGAAGACGCUGUACCUGGUGAUGGAGUAUGCCAGUGCUGGAGAAGUGUUUGACUACCUCGUGUCCCACGGCCGCAUGAAGGAGAAGGAAGCUCGAGCUAAGUUCCGACAGGUCAGGGACGGGGCUGGGAGCCGGGGACUGUAUCGCUAUUGCCACAAGAAAACCAUGGUACACAGGGACCUGAAGGCCGAGAACCUCUUGCUGGACGCCGAGGCCAACAUCAAGAUCGCCGACUUCGGCUUCAGCAACGAGUUCACGCUGGGCUCGAAGCUGGACACGUUCUGCGGGAGCCCCCCGUACGCCGCCCCGGAGCUGUUCCAGGGGAAGAAGUACGAUGGGCCGGAGGUGGACAUCUGGAGCCUCGGCGUCAUCCUGUACACCCUCGUCAGCGGCUCCCUGCCCUUUGACGGGCACAACCUCAAGGAGCUGCGGGAGCGUGUCCUCAGAGGGAAGUACCGGGUCCCCUUCUACAUGUCCACAGACUGUGAGAGCAUCCUGCGGAGAUUUCUGGUGCUGAACCCAGCUAAACGCUGCACCCUCGAGCAAAUCAUGAAAGACAAAUGGAUCAACAUCGGCUAUGAGGGCGAAGAAUUGAAGCCAUACACAGAGCCCGAGGAAGACUUCGGGGACACCAAGCGAAUCGAGGUGAUGGUGGGUAUGGGCUACACGCGGGAAGAAAUCAAAGAGGCCUUGACCAGCCAGAAGUACAACGAAGUGACCGCCACCUACCUCCUGCUGGGCAGGAAGACUGAGGAGGGUGGGGACCGGGGCGCCCCAGGGCUGGCCCUGGCACGGGUGCGGGCGCCCAGCGACACCACCAAUGGAACGAGCUCCAGCAAAGGCACCAGCCACAGCAAAGGGCAGCGGAGCUCCUCCUCCACCUACCACCGCCAGCGCAGGCACAGCGACUUCUGUGGCCCAUCCCCCGCACCCCUGCACCCCAAGCGUAGCCCAACCAGCACGGGAGAGGCGGAGCUCAAGGAGGAGCGGCUGCCAGGUCGGAAGGCGAGCUGCAGUGCUGCAGGAAGCGGGAGUCGAGGGCUGCCCCCCUCCAGCCCCAUGGUCAGCAGCGCCCACAACCCCAACAAGGCUGAGAUCCCAGAGCGGCGGAAGGACAGUGCGAGCACCCCUAACAACCUCCCGCCCAGCAUGAUGACCCGCAGGAACACCUACGUUUGCACAGAGCGCCCAGGGGCUGAGCGCCCGUCUCUGCUGCCAAAUGGCAAAGAAAACAGCUCGGGCACCCCACGGGUGCCCCCGGCCUCCCCCUCCAGUCACAGCCUGGCUCCCCCA
This is a messenger RNA of Tupaia belangeri chinensis (Chinese tree shrew), 1623 nucleotides long. It is a transcript of the gene MARK4, whose product is annotated as microtubule affinity regulating kinase 4. Lineage: Eukaryota; Metazoa; Chordata; Mammalia; Scandentia; Tupaiidae. Gene Ontology annotation, biological process: protein phosphorylation; intracellular signal transduction; microtubule cytoskeleton organization. Gene Ontology annotation, cellular component: cytoplasm. The record is from RefSeq and is a predicted model, not a curated record. Gene Ontology annotation, molecular function: tau-protein kinase activity; protein binding; ATP binding.